Porites evermanni is the source of this 357-nucleotide messenger RNA. Lineage: Eukaryota; Metazoa; Cnidaria; Anthozoa; Scleractinia; Poritidae. The record is from the annotation of a GenBank genome assembly.
AUGAUAGAAUGCUGGCACACGUGCUCAGUUGACAAUGGUAAGAUAUCGAGAGAUUUCCUGUUCAACACUGGCAUGAAACAGGGAUUUGUUGUCGCACCAGCCCUCCUCUCGAUGAUGUUGUCAGCAAUGCUCUCAGAUGCAUUUUCACAAGGUGAUGGAGGCGUAGAAAUUUGCUAUAGAACUGACGGAAAGCUUUACAGACCUGGAGGACGAAAAGGCAACAACCAGAGUCAGUCUUACAACCACAUCCGUGAUCCACUAUUUACAGAUGACAGUGCACUGAAUGCUGUGAAGCACAGACCCACAUUGAAAUCGAUUUUUAUUGAGUCCUGCAGCAAAAUAAAUCUUGCAGUUUAA